AUGGCACGCUCUCUGUACGAGUGGCUGUGGCAGCAUGAGUUCUGGCUGCCCCCAGGAAUCACCUGGGAGGACAUGCAAGAGUCUGAAGAUGUUCGUUACCCUCAGCCUCGUGAUCUCCUGCUCAGUAUCCCUUUUGCUUUCAUCUUGGUUGUCAUUCGAUAUGCCUUUGAAAGAGCCAUAGCCCUGCCCCUCAGUAGCAAACUGGGUGUGAGAGACAAGCAGAGACCAAAAGCUCAGCCGAACCCCAUGCUGGAAACAUUCUACAGUACACGCUGCAAGAACCCUGAAGAGGGUGAGCUGAUCACUUUAGCCAAACAGUGUGACCUGCCGGUGAGGAAGGUGGAGAGGUGGUUCCGGCGCCGGAGGAACACAGACCGACCCAGCCUGUCAAAGAAGUUUUGUGAGGCCUGCUGGAGGUUUACAUUUUACAUCAUUUCUUUCUUCACUGGACUUGCUGUCCUGUAUGAUAAGCCUUGGCUUUGGGACCAUAGAGAGUGCUGGACAGGAUAUCCACAACAGCCUCUCCAACCCUCCCUGUUCUGGUACUACCUGCUGGAGCUCUCCUUCUACUGGUCACUGGUCUUCACCCUGCCCUUUGAUGUGAAGAGGAAGGACUUCAAGGAGCAGAUAGUCCACCAUGCUGCAACCAUCUUCCUGAUCAGUUUCUCAUACUGUGCGAAUUACAUCCGCAUUGGGACGCUGGUGAUGGUGAUUCAUGAUGCUGCUGAUUGCUUCCUAGAGCCAACUAAGAUAUUCAAUUACAUGAAGUGGAAAAAAACUUGUGACAGCCUCUUUAUGAUCUUCUCAGCUGUUUUCCUCAUCAGCCGCCUGGUCAUUUUCCCCUACACAGUGCUCUAUAACACCUACUAUUACUCCAUGGAGAUAUUCCAACCCUUCUUUGGAUACUACUUCGUGAAUGCUCUCCUGAUAAUUCUGCAGCUGCUCCAUGUCUUCUGGUCCUGCCUAAUUAUGCACAUGGUCUACAAGUUCAUCCUCCAGGGCACGAUGGAAAAGGACAUGAGAAGCGACACAGAAGAAAGCGACAAGGAUCAAGAAAGAGAAAAUAUUAAGGAAAAGGAGAAAAAUGGGAUCACGUAUUUCAGCAGCGUCACAAGCAACAAUUACAUCCAGAGGAAUGGGUCUGAGCCACUGAACAACAGAACCCACCUCACCAAUGGCCAUGUCAAGGAGAGAUAGCUACUGUUCCCAUGCUUCUCAUCUGGUCUUUGAUGACUCCAGUCCACCGCCUUUAGAAACAGUUUUGCUCAUUGUGUAGAUGAAAUGGAGUGCAAUUGCAGAUAGCUGAAUUCCU
Balearica regulorum gibbericeps (East African grey crowned-crane) is the source of this 1312-nucleotide messenger RNA. Lineage: Eukaryota; Metazoa; Chordata; Aves; Gruiformes; Gruidae. The record is from RefSeq and is a predicted model, not a curated record.